AUGCAACGUAUGACAGGAGCGAGUAUACUAGAUAUGGUCUAUGGGUACAAGGUCGAGCCAUCUGGGCCAGACCCUCUCGUAGAUAUUGCUGAUCUUUCCAAUAAGCAAUUCUCCAUUGCAGUGCAAACUGGAAUUUGGAUAGUUGAUAGUGUCCCUAUAUUAAAAUACCUUCCCACUUGGUUUCCGGGGGCCGGAUUCCAACGCACAGCGCGGGAAUGGCGUCAUAAUUUGACCAGCUUGGCAGAGAGGCCAUACGCAUUUGUCCUUCACCAACGAAGCAAGCAAAAGGACGCGGCUUCGUAUGUCUCUAGACAUUUGGAUUUACUAAAUAGCCCGGCCACACCGGAGGAGGAAAGCGUCAUUAAGUGGACAGCAGGAGUCAUGUAUGCGGGUGGUGCAGAUACAACUGUAUCUACGCUCUUAACAUUUUUUCGCGUCAUGGCUCAGUUUCCAGAUAUCCAGCGCCAUGCUCAAGCAGAAAUCGAUAUCGUAGUUGGGUCAAGACUUCCCACCAUGAGCGAUCGUCAAAAUCUUCCGUAUGUUGAUGCCCUCAUCAAGGAAGUCAUGCGUUGGCAUCCCAUUGCACCCUUGGGGGUUCCUCAUAUGGCAACCGAGGAGGAUGAAUACAAUGGGUAUCGGAUUCCCAAGGGGGCAGUUUUGGUCGCAAACAUCUGGUCAUUUGCACACGAUCCUGAAAUAUAUAAUGAACCGAUGAAAUUCAACCCGGAUCGAUUCUUGGAAUGCGAGGAUGGCAUUGCCCCCGAGUGCGACCCUCAAAAGGUGGUAUUUGGAUUCGGGCGCCGGAUCUGUCCUGGUCGUUUUCUCGCCGAUGCAAGCCUGUUUCUCACUAUCUCAAAGUCACUCGCGGUCUUUGAUAUUGCGAAAAGUGUCGGAGAGGAUGGCAAGGAGAUAGAUCUCCCAGAUGAGUUUUCACCUGGUAUUAUCAGUCAUCCAUCCCCAUUCCGCGUGCAAGUUAGACCGCGCAGUAAACAUGCCGAAAUGCUAAUUAGAUCUGUUGAGCUGGAAGAUCCGUGGCUGGAAGGGGAUUCGAAGGUGUUCAAUGAUAUCCAGUUCUAA
Molecule: messenger RNA, 1077 nt
Organism: Penicillium expansum
Lineage: Eukaryota; Fungi; Ascomycota; Eurotiomycetes; Eurotiales; Aspergillaceae
Product: cytochrome P450
Exons: 5
Coding region: 1-1077 (358 amino acids)
Molecular function (GO): monooxygenase activity; iron ion binding; oxidoreductase activity, acting on paired donors, with incorporation or reduction of molecular oxygen
Source: RefSeq, a predicted model, not a curated record